Messenger RNA from Aspergillus affinis, 2337 nucleotides. Its product is annotated as putative R3H domain protein. Lineage: Eukaryota; Fungi; Ascomycota; Eurotiomycetes; Eurotiales; Aspergillaceae. The transcript has 4 exons. The record is from RefSeq and is a predicted model, not a curated record. Gene Ontology annotation, molecular function: nucleic acid binding. Gene Ontology annotation, biological process: galactose metabolic process. The coding region runs from base 1 to 2337 and encodes 778 amino acids.
AUGACAUCGCAAGGAUCUACAACCGGCGACAACCGCCUCUCUUUUGCAAAGAUCGCUGCAAUGCUCCCGUCACCACAUUCGGAAGAUUCCGUCGCAUCUGAUGAAAAGAAUGGUCUACAGUCAGCCGAGGAACCGGCAUGUUCCGAAUCACAGGGCCCGAAAGAUGCCCUUCCGAGCCAGGAGAGCUCGAACCAAGUCCCGUGUGAGACCAACCCUGUCGAUCGAAACGUCGACAGUCUAUCACGGGCAAUGCACGACGUGCAUAUUAUGGGGAAAAAAGGUCAAGAGAGCCCCGGCUUUUCUGAAGGUCGAGACGCUGGGACUCUGAAACGGGAAGCGUCUUUCGAAGACGAUCGUACACAUCUAUCGAAUUCUUCGACCAAGCCGACCAGUUUCGAUUCCAAGAGCAUGGCAUCGGUCACCACUUUCGCAAUGGAUGAGAAAGACUCCUUGCGCCCUGACGAUAGCGCCAGCGUUCAGGCUGUCGACGAGGAGGAGAGUCUCUCGGGAAUGGCCUCGGGUGCACCCAAUUCGCUGACCGGGUCUGAGGCCGGCGCUCGGGGAUUCAGAGACUUGCAGAGAGCUCGAGCAACGUUGCAAAACAUGGGCCCUAUCUACGAUGGUGGUCAGAGAACCAACGGUGUUGUCAUGCCCGAUUCGGUAUCUAACAAUUAUGUCGUGUCAAACCCCGAUGCCUUUUCCGGAGGCCAGCUCAUACCCAUGCACCCAUUCCCUCUAGAUCCGGACGAGAAGCUUCUGGAGGCGAUGAAGUCCCCGAAGGAUCGCCUGUUGAUCUUGCAAUUGGAAGACAAAGUGCGAAAUUUCAUCGAGAAGUCCACGGACCAAUCCUUGGAGUUGCCACCAUCUAAUGCCUUUGGGCGGCUCCUCGCACAUAAACUGGGUGAUUACUACCACCUGACUCACUUUGUGGAUAACAAUGUGACAUCCGUCCGGCUACAUCGAACACCUUUCUGUCGACUACCAACUCCCCUCUCUACCUUGCACGCUGCUACGAACAAUACACCACCCCCGGCCAUGCCUGCUAUGAAAAUCAUGCGCCGCACAGAUAGUGAACGGCCUUCUGCAGAAGGGAGUACGGCGGCAAGCUCGGGAUUUCUUUCCAAAAAUGGGUCAGAGGCUGGUGACAGUGGAAAUGAUGGAGAGCGUGGGAGCUCUUCGGCUGGAGCAACGCCGGCCAAAGAUCGCAUGAUCUUGACUCGGGAGGAGCGGGAGGCUAAAUAUCAUGAAGUCAGGGAGAGAAUUUUCCGCGACUUCCCGGAUUCAAAGUCUUCUGACAACACGGGUGGUGGUGACCAAGGCGCCAAUAUGUCGCGAUCGAGUUCAACCAGUGGGCGCAAGAAGACACAGAGACAGAAGACUCCUCACGAUGACAGCUUUGAAGUGCGUUCUCAGUUUAACGCCUACUACCCCGGCAUGCCUUAUGGUCAAGGGGCGCUCCCAUACAACGUGACUAUGAAUGACCCGUCGUUCCCCAACCAACCCUGCAUGGUAGGCCCCGGAGUGUCCCCGCCGGGAAUGGGAUACGUGCACAGUGGUCAGACCGGCGGCAUGUUUUCUGCUCCAAUGAAUUCCAUGCCGCAAUACCCCAUGCCCACGUCCCCGCAAAUGACCGCCAGUGGUCCCUGGCAAAACGGAGCUAUGACCCAGCAAUCUCCCUACUCUGGGUAUGCCACCAUCAACCAGUCACCUGCGAUGGGGGCGGCCAAGCCGUCUCCGACCAUGAACAACUACCCCAUGUCAGGUGCCGCGCAGUUCCAACAGGCGCCAUCGGCCUGGACUCCUUCUCCUUACCACGGAGGAUAUCAACAAACAACGCAUCGGAAUCAUCCGCCAGUUCCCUGGCAAAACUACUCGUCGCAACCUCUCAACCCGACCUCGUACCCCUACACUCAAUACACCGGCCAGCCGAUGAACCCAGGAGUACAGAACCCUUCGGGUGCGCAUCCCUUGCCUGGCAGUUUCACACGUCCAUCUUUCAAUCCCCAGACGCGCUCGUUUGUCCCGGGCGGCGUCCCUUUGGCUCGGCAUCCGAGCAAAGGCAAUCAGAAUGGCAUCAACCCGUAUGCGGCCAUGCAGACUGGUAUCCCACCUCAAGGAACUAUCUUAGGAGGGCGAGAUUCGAUUGCAAAAUGGGGAACGCCGUCUCAUCUCCCCCCUAAACCGCCACCAUCUGAAGUUCCGUCUGACUUUGACCUAAAGCACCGAGCUGCUGGUGGCACCACUCACACGUACUCCAACAAUAACAACAACACACCAAAUUCGAAUAAGGGCCCGCUUGUUGUUUCCGGAGGCACGUCUCUCCCGCGGGCUAACUAG